CAGUGUCAGUGCUUGGUAUAGACCUGUGCAUGCCUGCGGGGCAUUCCAAGCGCCGCCCUUUGUCUCUGGAUCCGUAUAUCUCUGUCCUUUUGUGCCACUCUUCUUCUGUCUAAACCUCUCGCUGGACGACCCCGCAACGUCUGUAUCAAUAUUCGCGCUAUGGCUGCCUCAUCUCCCCAACUCGCUCGACAGUCCCUCCGACUGUUGAUAGAUCCAAAGGACACUCUCUUCCGUCACGUCACGAGCGAAUCUUCCACCACGACCCCGUCUUCAGCCUCUGGCUUUCGCAAGGGGACCUGGAAUUACGAGUCGCCCUCCGGAGAAUCAUACGAGAGGAUAUGCUCCGUGCUAUGUCUUUAUGACUUUAAUUCAUCGGAUUCCGACCAUCUGUCCUUUUCAAAAAACGAAAUAUUGGAGAUUGUGAGGAAGGAGGAUUCCGGGUGGUGGGCUGCGGUGCGUAAAGAUGGAAGUGAAGUGGGCUGGAUACCCGCUUCCUACGUUCGUGCUCUCCCGGAGGACGUUGCAGAGAAGGUUCAUCAUUUGCAAGAGGAGACCCAGAUACCGCACUACAAUCCUGAUCGAAUAUCCAGGUCGGCGCCUCCCAGUCUGAAGCCCUCCCUCGAUUCCCCAUUGUCUUCCGCCCUCGAUUACACGGACGAUGAGGCCCUGGACACCAAUAAGGCCAAUGCCAUGAACUUCUUUCCUGGUACGGACUCAUCGCCGACGGACGGUGACAAGGACCUGCACGAUUUCCGUCUUCCUACAGAUUCUGGUCUGGAGGAUUCCCCGAUAGACGCGUUCAACCUACGACAUUAUCCAUCAUCGCCCCUGCCUCGCCCACCAGAACUACAGGCGCGCCGGCUCGACAAGUCUCUAUCACCAUCACCAUCGCCUCUCUCAGCUGCACUUGACUUAGAUGAUCUUAAAUCUGGUAUCCACGCCCGUAGUGCCUCAAACCCUACCCUUCCAGCUUCUAAUAAUCGCAACCUCCGACGGCGCCCUCUCAUUCUUGACGAUCAGUCGUCUCUCCAGCGACUCUCAGCCCUCAUUCAAGCCCACGAUAUCAAGGAACUCGACUUGCUUGCCAGUCCUGAUCUCGAAAGCCCGACUGACCCGACUCCUCCGCAGGCGCUAUCUCUUCCCCGACCGGGCAAGAUCAAACAGUUGACUGGUGAUGAUGAUGCACAAGCAUUUCACAAUGCGAAACUCGCUCAGGCAAAUCUCCCGUGGUAUCUACGGCCCAAGUAUGGUGAUGAUGAAAUCAAGUUAGAGUACGAUGGGAGUGUCAAGGCCGGAACGCUUCCCGCACUCGUCGAGCGGCUUGUUAUCGACCCCCUUCGGCUCUCACAACAGGAAACAUUCAGACACGUUUUUCUCACCACGUUCAGGACUUUCGCUUCUGCCAAUGAGGUCUAUGAUCUCCUUAUCUCUCAUUACGAGAUGGACGCGCCCAAGGGCCUCAGCACGGAGGCUUUCGAGGAUUGGAAGAAAAGAAAACUACGACCGACGCAGAAACGCGUGCUAUCUGUCUUGACGAUAUGGCUUGAGGACCAUGACAUGCUUAACCAAGACCCUGAUAUCCCUCCUCGUCUCCAAGAGUUUCUGUCGCUGAUACACUCACCGGCAUCUCUGACGUUGACCGCGAAGCAUGUGCUGAUUUCGCUAGAACGUUUGACUUUCGCCGAUCCAAAUCCGCCGGAUGCGGUCACACCUUUGCAAAAGCGGUGGAGGAACAAGGUACGAAAGUACGAGUCCUACGAGCUGCUUCGGAUGGAUCCGUUGGAUAUAGCACAGCAUCUCAGCGUCUUUGAGCAUCGAUUGUAUGCAAAAAUUCGCGCAACCGAAUGCCUCACGUGGACGAGAAAGCAAGUCGGGAACGACGUGAAGAACAUGGCGGCUUUUUGCGCCACGCAUAACAAGCUAUCCGACUGGGUCAAGUCGAGUAUCCUGGAGAUCGACGGCCUCAGUAAACGAGCAUCGGCGGUCGAUUUCUGGAUACGAAUCGCGGAGAAGUGUAAAUCGCUGCACAAUUAUUCCUCCAUGACUUCGAUCGUGGCUGCGCUCUCGAGUUCGCUUAUUUCUCGCUUGCACUUCACAUGGGUCCAUACGGCCCGAGAAUCGCAUCUAGAAUCUCUGUUGAAGUUCAACGUCCCCGCCGGCAACUAUUCAUAUUACCGUUCUGUGCUGGACAGAGUUGACGGCCCUUGCGUGCCCUUCAUCGGCAUGUAUGUGAAAAACAUGCUGCACAUAGACGCCGAACACGGGGAUCACAUCGGUGUCCCUUACCCCUCGUCGCCUGGAGGGCAUCGCGCCCUCAUUCACUUUGUGAAACGACAGCAGUGGUACGAUAUCGUCACGGCCAUUCUCCGCUUCCAAGGGAAGCCGUACUCGUUUGCCGAGAAUCAGGCGACGACGAAUUUCAUCCAGUCUCAGAUGACGAGUACGACGGGGAAGGACGAGCGGUGGUACUGGAGCCGGAGCGACGAAUUGCAACAAGCGGAGCUUGUUCACGCAGAUAUCAGGAAGGGUCUGGAGGCGGCUGGGUUUUGAUGGCUCUUGUUCGUGGAUUUCCGAAGUCUCUCUCUUUCGCCUUCAUCGACUCCAAAACUCGUUCUUGCUUUCUGCCCACUAAUAUUGUUGCGUUUUCCACCUUGUUUUCCCUCGCCAGACGGUGAGGUUGCUUACUGUACUUCCGUGCCAUUCGCGGCUUUUUUUAUGUUGUAAAGGAUAUGUAUGCUAAUUUGUCUAUGCUCUCACUAAGUACCGACUUCAUUGUGAUCUAUGCAAUCUGGCUGAUGUUAUUUAGAUUCUUACUCUC
This is a messenger RNA of Heterobasidion irregulare TC 32-1, 2818 nucleotides long. RefSeq lists its product as uncharacterized. Gene Ontology annotation, biological process: Ras protein signal transduction; positive regulation of GTPase activity. The transcript is spliced from 5 exons. Gene Ontology annotation, molecular function: protein binding; guanyl-nucleotide exchange factor activity. The coding region runs from base 160 to 2550 and encodes 796 amino acids. Gene Ontology annotation, cellular component: plasma membrane. The record is from RefSeq and is a predicted model, not a curated record. NCBI's taxonomy places the organism in Eukaryota, Fungi, Basidiomycota, Agaricomycetes, Russulales, Bondarzewiaceae.